AUGGCGUGGGCACACAAAGCGCAUGUGUGUAGAUCUACUAGAUGUAGAGUACCCAUAUUAGCUGUGACCAGUUAAUAAUAUCAAUCAUGAGGGCUUUUGUCAUUAUUCUAGGUAUCUCCUGCCUUUACUUCUUGAGUGGGGAGGCUGAACAGCUGAAGAUAGGUGCUUUCAAUGUCCAGAUAUUUGGCAAAACUAAGUUCAACAAAGCUGAUGUCGUGGAUACACUAUCUAAGAUUGUGUCCAGGUAUGAUGUGAUUCUUAUUCAAGAAAUACGAGAUGCCUCGAUGACUGUUAUCUACAAAUUCUUGGAUAAAGUCAACAAUUUUACAGAGCCGUAUUUUAUCUAUGAUAUGAAAAUAAGUGAACGUCUGGGAAGGACCAGGAGCAAGGAGCAAUAUGCUUUCUUAUACAGGGAAGAUAAAAUCCGCGUGGAGGCUGUGUAUCAAUAUGAAGACCCUUUGGACUUGUUUGAAAGAGAGCCAUAUUCUGUUCUCUUGACUGCAAAAGAUAUCUCACCAUUCUUCCUCGUGGCCAUCCGCACCAAACCUACUGCUGCUUUCGAGGAGCUGAACGCUUUAGAUGAUGUUUAUGAUGAGCUUGUUUCUGUCUUCAAUAUCACAAAUGGUAUCAUUCUGGGAGAUAUGAGUGCAGAUUGUAGGUAUCUUUCAAAGACCAAAUAUGAGCAGCUUGAUCUCGUCAAGGACACAAGGUUCACCUGGCUCAUCAAUUCCACUGAGGACACUACUACAACCACUUCAGAUUGCAGCUAUGACAGGAUUAUUAUGGCAGGAGAUCUUCUAAAUGUUGUUACCAAGAAUGGAGUUUUUAAAUUUGAUGAAGAAUACGGUCUAGAAUUGCCAGAAGCCAAGGACGUCAGUGACCAUUAUCCUGUAGAGGUUUCCAUUAAAGUCAACCACCCACUAAAAGUAUGUGCUUUCAAUGUGCAAGUUUUCGGAAAAACCAAGUUCAGUAACUCUGAUGUGGUGAACAUACUGAUCAAGAUUGUUCAUCAAUGUGAUGUUAUUCUUAUCCAAGAGAUACGGGAUGUAUCAGAAACGAUAAUACACUCUUUCCUAGAACUGAUAAACAGGAAUAUUGAGUCCAAUUGCUGUAGUAACUAUUCCAUGCAUGUGAGUCAACGCCUUGGAAGAACAAGCAGCAAAGAACAGUAUGCAUUCCUUUACAGGACGGACAAAGUAAAUGUACUUGAAGAACAUCAAUUUAGUGAUCCCUUUGACAAGUUUGAAAGAGAACCAUAUUCAAUUCUAAUCUCCACACCCCAAAAUGAUAUCCCACCAUUCUUCCUCGUGGCCAUCCACAUCAAACCUACUGCUGCUUUCGAGGAGCUGAACGCUUUAGAUGAUGUUUAUGAUGAGCUUGUUUCUGUCUUCAAUAUCACAAAUGGUAUCAUUCUGGGAGAUAUGAAUGCAGAUUGUAGGUACCUUUCACAGAAAAAAUACCAACAGCUUGAUCUCGUCAAGGACACAAGGUUCACCUGGCUCAUCAAUUCCACUGAGGACACUACUACAACCACUUCAGAUUGCAGCUAUGACAGGAUUGUUAUUGCUGGAGACGUGAAAUGCUAUAUUGUCAAGAACAGUGCUGGUGUGGUCAAAUUUGAUAUGGAUUACGAAUUAACAUCAGAGGAAGCACAGAGUGUUAGUGAUCAUUACCCUGUUCAGUUUCAAUUGCAGGGUAAAUGAAGUGAAUUAAUAUGAGGUAUAUACAUAUAACUUUAUAAGACGAGUAUAGCUAUUAUAUACACAGCAUGCAGAGUGGCAUGAUCCGCAUAGAAUUAAUUUAGUACUCAUGUCACACUGAUAGUUAAUUUCUAUAGCUAAUCUGUUUCCUUGUACAUGCUGAAUCAUUUAUAGAUGACAUUUCUUGAUGAGCAAAUUCCUCCAAGUUAA
Halichondria panicea is the source of this 1910-nucleotide messenger RNA. RefSeq lists its product as uncharacterized. Gene Ontology annotation, molecular function: DNA binding; deoxyribonuclease I activity. Gene Ontology annotation, biological process: DNA catabolic process. NCBI's taxonomy places the organism in Eukaryota, Metazoa, Porifera, Demospongiae, Suberitida, Halichondriidae. The transcript is spliced from 12 exons. The record is from RefSeq and is a predicted model, not a curated record. Gene Ontology annotation, cellular component: nucleus. The coding region runs from base 87 to 1703 and encodes 538 amino acids.